CCCCCUUCCUCCCCACCUAUACCUACACCUCACCACGGCCACCCCUUUGGCCUUCACUCACCAUGGCCCAGCGCAUGACCAAGGAGGAGGAGGCCGAGCUGGAGCGCCUCGAGGCCCUCGGUGCAGCGCGUAAAGCCGGGCAGAAGGCGUAUGCGCAGAAAAAGUACGAGGGCGCGUCGCAGCACUUCUCGACCGCCAUCGAGCUGCAGAGCGGCGACUUUAAGCUCCACUCAAUGCGCUCGCUCUGCUUUCUCAAGCUUCGCAAGUUCCAGCUGUGCGUGGGCGAUGCUCAGAUCAUGAUCAAUUUGAAGCGGAAGAACCCGGCUGGUUACCAUCGCAAAGGCCUUUGCCAUCUGCAGCUCCGCGAGUACGCGCUAGCCUAUCGCACCUUUCAGGACGGCUUGCUCCUCAAUCCGGGCGCGCCCGCACUCGUCAAGGGUCAGCGCGAUGCUGUCGCCGCCCUGCGCUCCGGCAAAGUCACUCAGCUGACCUCCACUGCCCUGCUCUUCUCGUACUAUGGACCUGACGGCAAUGUCGAGCGCGGCGACCGCAAACGCGUCCAUCUCGACGCCGCCGCCCUCGCGGCCGAGGUCGGCGGUGAGAGUGAGCCCGGUGCAGGUCCGGUCGACGUGUCGGCCGAAGCUGAGCUGGCGUCAUACUCGUGCGACAUGUCGCGGAUGGUCGGCGCCCUCCGCGACCGCCGCAUUGAGGUCUUUGGCCACCAUGCCACCCGCAUCGGCGGCGGCUCGCCGGAAGAGCUCGCCCGCUACAUCCGCAACUUUUCGACGUCGAUCCGGUCCACUCGCACUACAUCGUGUACUACACCGGCCGCGCCCAAGUGGGAACCGGCGACUGGGCUGUCUCCUCACCGCGCUUCUCCUUUGCCGACAUGAUGGCGGCCUGGCAACUCUCGGCCGCGUGCGCCGCCGGCUCCCGCCUCGUCAUUAUUGCCGACUGCUCACACUCGGGCGCCUGGGCCGAUGAGCUCGCUGACAAUCCGGCGUACGCACAACUCUCCAAUGUCGCCGUCCAAGCGUCUGCGCUCGCCUCGCAGGCCGCCGGCGCUACCAUCGCCGGCGGCGAGUUUACCCAGACCUGGCUCGACGGCCUCUCGCUCAACGUCAAUCGCCGCAUCGUCUCGGUCGGCACCGCGCCCACCCCCUCCACGGCCUCGCGGCCGUCCAGCAUGGCUCGUACGCUGAGAACGAGGCAUCGCGGCCGGCCAUCCUGAUUGCGCCCUGGCUCCCACAGCUCAACAGCCUCCUUGCUCUGGUUCAAACUCCGCUCGCCUACGCAAAGUGGGCAAUGCGCGACGAGGUCGUCAUCCACUGCGGCCGCCGUAUGCACCUGCUCAACGUUGCCGCGGCACGCCACAUCUCCACCAUCCACGAGCUGGAGGUUGACGAGCUCGAUGGCUCGCACGCACCGGCGCCCGAGUGUCGAGUCUCAUAGGCCAGCUCUUUGUUCAUUCGUAACACGCCUUCUCUGCCUU
This is a messenger RNA of Thecamonas trahens ATCC 50062, 1492 nucleotides long. RefSeq lists its product as uncharacterized. Gene Ontology annotation, molecular function: Hsp90 protein binding. The transcript has 2 exons. Lineage: Eukaryota; Apusomonadida; Apusomonadidae. Bases 63 to 893 code for a protein of 276 amino acids. The record is from RefSeq and is a predicted model, not a curated record.